This is a messenger RNA of Funneliformis geosporum, 894 nucleotides long. Lineage: Eukaryota; Fungi; Glomeromycota; Glomeromycetes; Glomerales; Glomeraceae. The record is from the annotation of a GenBank genome assembly.
AUGAAUCAAAUAUUUGGAAAUGAAGAUGUAUAUGAUAGCUUUGACGAAAACGAAAGUAAUGAAAAAUGGGAAUUUAUUGAUUCAUGGUUAAAAAGUCAUUUUAAAGAUAAGUCUAUACCGCUUUUUGAGAGAAACCGUGAAGUUGCUUCGGCUUUAUAUGAACUGGCACUUUUUAACAAGCAACAAGAUGCUAUGACUGAAAUUAUAAUUAACCGACAAAAAAUUCAAACAGUGGAAUAUCGUGCCGAAGCUAAACGUAUAAAGGAUAUUUUGGAUAUUGUGGAAUUAUCAAAAGUCGAUUUAUCCAAGAAUGGCACACAAGCAUUAAAAACGUUGUCUUCUUUAGCUACAGUUUUGGGUUUAGCUGAUACUGAACGGAGCAGUUAUCUUUCAGCAUUGGCGCAAUUGAAUUUGAACACUUUACGCGUAGAGCGUAAAAAUAAUGUUAUUUUACGUAGCACAGAAUCCAUGGAAACUCAAAUACAAACUGCUAAAUUAAGAAAUGAAAAAUUAAACACACUGUUAUCUAAUUUACGGUGUCGUUGGAACUCAAAAGGACAACAGAAACUUCAAGAAUGGAAAAAGAAUACGUUAUUGUUAUCGGAGAAAGGAAAAGAAUACCAAAGCAGAUUGUCUAUUUUGGAGAGAAAAUAUAAUGAUAUGAACGUAAAAGAAGGUGGUUUACGAUUUAAAGAUUUGAAAGAAAAAGAGAAUAAUGUAAAUGCUUUGGAUCAUGAAAUUCGGUCGAAAACAUCAAAAUUAAAAAUAUAUAAAAUUAUGCCCCCGAACAUGACAUUAGCUAAAUUACAAUUGGAUGAGGCUAAACUGAAACUAGAUGAACUAAAGGAAACUCGUGAUGAAUUAAUAUAUAAUAUGGCCGGGAAUUUUCAGUAG